UUUGCACUAAUUUGCAGAAGAAAAGCUGUGGAAGUGUAGUGUGCUCUGGGGGAAUGUUAUAUUUGGUCUUCCACAGUAAUAGAAGUCUCAUUAUUUAGCCUCUCAGUGCUCCAGGAUACCGUGCAAACAGACCGAGUGACCCUUUGUCAGGCACCUCGUCCCCUCUCAGGAUCAUUACGGCCCUUAGCCAUCAAAUGUCCCGGCGCAGCACGGAGAAGCCAGGCGGACGUCCCUCAAGUGCCCUUCAUUCAGUUAGUAAAACAGAUCUGGAGGCAUAGAAGAGGACACGCUUGGGGUGGAAUUAAAAGACAUAUUAAAACAGCAGGACUGGGAUCAUGGACUGCUGCCAAUAGGAUCUAACUUCACGGAUCUGACCGGAUUUGUCAAUUGAAUUUGGUGAUCCACACGACCCGGCCGAACCUGGCCACCUCUUCAGAAGCAACAGAGGGUUUAAAUGCAUGAAGUCUGACCAUGUGCCGUCUAAUCACAGUGCAUAUGCUCUAAAAGUAUGGAUGUGCAAAAGUCAUUUCUGAGUCCUGCACUGCUUGAUUUGGUCACUGACGUGGACUUCAUGGAGAUAUGCAUGCCAAGCACACCCGGUCUGGCCCUAAAGGAGACCCGCAGCACCGACAGCAAUGGACUGUACCAGGACUUGACAUCCAUCCACGCGCUCGACAUCUCAACAGCUCGAUCGGAUGACUUUUACGACCUGUCAUCGAGCACCUCGUCUCCGGUGAGCUCCAGCAGCGGGAAACCCAAACGCAAACGGGUGAUCAGCACCGUGCAGCGCCAGGCCGCGAACAUCCGCGAGCGCAAGCGGAUGUUCAGCCUCAACGAGGCGUUCGACCGGCUGCGCAGAAAAGUGCCCACGUUCGCCUACGAGAAGAGACUGUCCCGGAUAGAGACUCUGCGCCUGGCCAUCGUCUACAUCGCCUUCAUGACGGAUAUUAUCGAGAACAACUGAAUUUAUAGUCAAUAUUACAAACCCAUUGUUUAGAUGAACGUUUACCAAGGUACUUAAAAAACAUAUGUUAUAAUGAUUAUUUCUUUUAUCAUUUUUGGCCUACCUUUAUGGCUCUGUAUGCUGCAAUACAAUUUGGGCUAGAAAAUAUUUUAUGUAAAACUGUAAUAUUUCAUCAUUUUACUCUACUAAAAAUAAAGGUUUCAAAAGGCUUUUUAGGGUUUUUCAAAGAACCUUUCGUUGAACAGUUCAUAAAAGAACCUCUUUUUUCCGCUAUAAAGAACACUUUGUGGAAUGGAACGGUUCUGUGGAUGCUGAAGCCAAUAAAAAUGAUUAAUUGUUAAAAGCGUAUCUGACUUUACAGCUGAAAGGUGCUUUAGUCCAAAACUUCUGUAGGAAUUAUCUAUUAUGAUCUCAUUUGACUCCUAAUCCUUUUGGAUAUUGCGUCAUAUUUGUCAAAAUCCGUGUUGGAAUAAAGUUUGUAAUCCAGAAACACUCAAAAAGUAACUCUUCAUGUCCAAAGGUGGUGUUUUGGCCCAUUGAUAAUAAGUUAUAUUAUUAUUUUUUAAAUACCAAUAGGAUUGUUUAUAGGAUUGGUUCUAAAUAAUUAUACAUUUCCAAUAGGGAUUCUUCAUAAGUUUUUGCAUUGACUUUGGAUUUUGAGGUGGUUUUCGUUGUAUUUAUAUUUUAGAAAUCACAAUAGGAUCGUUUAGCAUUGGUUCAAAAUUACAGUACAUUUUCAACAUGAAUUUUAUAUGAAUUAAUGCAUUUAUUCAGGAUUUCUGAGAUUAUGUUUGGGUGGUUUUGAGGUGUCAAUUACAAUAAUUUAAAUGUUUUUCUUAGCUGUAAAUCAAACGCAAAUUCUAUCUCUGUUUCUACUAUAACACGUCAUGUUUAUUCUAUUGUGUUAGUCGCUGUUUCUGUGUAUUUGUUUGUGUAACGCACUAGCAAUUUUCCGAGUGAAAAAUUGUUUCUACUCCAAAUUAUUUUUAUUUUAGUUAUGUGGAUUUG
Messenger RNA from Carassius auratus (goldfish), 1972 nucleotides. Its product is annotated as pancreas transcription factor 1 subunit alpha-like. The transcript has a single exon. The coding region runs from base 509 to 964 and encodes 151 amino acids. The record is from RefSeq and is a predicted model, not a curated record. Gene Ontology annotation, molecular function: protein dimerization activity; DNA-binding transcription factor activity, RNA polymerase II-specific; RNA polymerase II transcription regulatory region sequence-specific DNA binding. Gene Ontology annotation, biological process: regulation of transcription by RNA polymerase II; developmental process. NCBI's taxonomy places the organism in Eukaryota, Metazoa, Chordata, Actinopteri, Cypriniformes, Cyprinidae.